Molecule: messenger RNA, 810 nt
Organism: Kuraishia capsulata CBS 1993
Lineage: Eukaryota; Fungi; Ascomycota; Pichiomycetes; Pichiales; Pichiaceae
Exons: 1
Coding region: 1-810 (269 amino acids)
Biological process (GO): dolichol-linked oligosaccharide biosynthetic process; polyprenol catabolic process
Cellular component (GO): endoplasmic reticulum
Molecular function (GO): 3-oxo-5-alpha-steroid 4-dehydrogenase activity
Source: RefSeq, a predicted model, not a curated record
AUGAUCACAAUUGUGGAUAUCUGCAAUGCUGGUCUGUUUGCUGCAAUUGCAAUUACACUGGUGAGUCCGCAGAUCCCGGGUCUCAGAUCUGUGAGUCGAUACGGUAAGACACUCAAGACAGUUCAAAGAUUCAACUACUACUUGCCCAAAAGGUAUUUUGCGCAUUUCUAUGUGAUAGCCACAGCUCUGCCUGUUUUUCUGAGCCUGCUUUUGCUUUCAGAUAUUCCGGUGGUGGAAUAUAUUGCCUCGGUUGAUUGGGUAUCCCGUGACCAUCAAAGAACCCUCUCCAGAUCAAAGGCCCUGUUCGCUUUACUACUGAACUCGCUCCAAGGAAGUCGUCGUUUGUAUGAAUCUGUCCACGUAUUUAGACCUUUGCCCGAUGCGAAGAUCCAGCUAUUACACUAUCUGAUUGGGUGUGUGUACUAUCUGAUAGUUGACAUGCAGCUGGUGGCCUGCAUGGACCCUCUGAACAAUUCGCCUUUGCCUCUGCUGGAGUCGUCAAUUUUUGCCCUUUUGUUUUUUGUCGUAUACCUGGAUCAAGCGCGGCACCAUGCGCAUCUUUCUGGACUGAAGAAGUAUACGAUUCCGUCGCAGGGCUUGUUUCGGUAUGUUGCGGGUGCCCAUUACUUUGACGAAAUCUUACUUUACGCGCUCCAGUUCUGGUAUUUGCGAACAGAAACCAGCUUGGCAGUUGCGGCAUACGUUGCAGUGAGCCUCAGUGUAGUUGCAGCCAAUUCGCAUGAAUAUUACAAGGAGAAGGAUGCUUCCUACAGUGUGAACCACAAAGUGGUUAUUCCGUUUUUGUACUGA